This is a messenger RNA of Tympanuchus pallidicinctus (lesser prairie-chicken), 1973 nucleotides long. It is a transcript of the gene CCNO, whose product is annotated as cyclin O. Lineage: Eukaryota; Metazoa; Chordata; Aves; Galliformes; Phasianidae. Bases 818 to 1732 code for a protein of 304 amino acids. Gene Ontology annotation, cellular component: cyclin-dependent protein kinase holoenzyme complex; nucleus; centrosome. Gene Ontology annotation, biological process: mitotic cell cycle phase transition; regulation of cyclin-dependent protein serine/threonine kinase activity. The transcript has 3 exons. The record is from RefSeq and is a predicted model, not a curated record. Gene Ontology annotation, molecular function: cyclin-dependent protein serine/threonine kinase regulator activity.
UGCUUUGGCAGGGAGGUUGGACAAUAAUCUCUGGAGGUCCCUUCCAACCCCUAUGAUUCUGUGAUUCUGUGAUUUCCUGUAGCCUUCUUUCCCACCCUUUGACCCAGGUGAGCAUCUUUUCCUAACCAACGCAUCAAAAAAGCAAAUCAUAUCUGAUUUAAAUUGCCAUGUUUGUCCUCAGUUCUGCUUCUUUAAGCCAAGGGUUGCAGUAUAAGAACAUCCUGAUAUCCCUCCGUUUGUGUGGAACAGUGCUCUGCCAUAUGAAUGGUCAGCUGAUGGGAGUAGCAUGGAGACUUUGCAGGAGCCCUGCAGCACUCUGAAUAUCUCCUGAUACCUCCCCUUUUCUGUUCGUGCUGCGCUUCCUGGCAGCAUCAAAUGAAAAUAUUUCUAUCGUGAGCUGUAGUUGUCAAAGCGCUCUGGGUUCUGAGUGAAAACUUUGGGACUCAGUCGUUUAUUUCAGUAGUGGCAAAAAGAAGAACGCAGCAGUUUCAGGGUGCAAGGAGCGGGCUGUGGCAUGAGUGGGUGUUGGGCACCUGUGUCCGGUGUUCUCCAUCCUUAGAGCAUUCGUCGGAGCCUUCGCAUCAGUGCAACCGCGGUCCCCACGCCCAACACCGCGCGGCUCUCAGCCGCAUCCCAGUCGCUUGGAAGAGGUGCGAAGGUGUGAGGAGCUGCGACGGCCCGGCUCCUCCUCGACUGUGUUCUGGGUUUUGUUUUGGAGACCGAUUUCCUGCCUCUGCCCGCCCCCCGCCUCCCGGCGCUCAAAUACCGCGGCGCAGCGCUGCCGCUCGGACACCGCUGCUGCGCGCGGCUCGCGCCCAUGGUGGCGGCGGCGGACGGGCGGCGGGGAGCCACCCCGCAGCGGCUGAAGAGCGGCGCCAGGCCAAGGUACUGCCCGGCGCUCCUGCGGCGGCGGCGGCGGCGGCGGCUGGAGGAGGCGACGAGCGCGGAGAGCCGCCUGGAGCUGCAGACCUUCCGCGAGUACGGGGAGAGCUGGUACCGCUCCCGCAAGGCGCUGGAGAGCCGCUUCCAGCCGCGGGAGCCGCUUGCCCGGCAGCCGCAGGUGACGGCGGAGGCGCGCUGCCGGCUGAUCAGCUGGCUCAUCCCCGUGCACCGCGAGCUGGGGUACUCCUUCGAGGCGCUCUGCCUGACCGUCAACAUCAUCGACCGUUUCCUCGACACCACCCCGGUGGCCGCCGACUGCUUCCAGCUGCUCGGGUCCACGGCGCUGCUCCUCGCCUGCAAGCAGGUGGAGAUGCACCCCCCCAGCGUCAAGCAGCUCCUCGCCCUCUGCUGCGGCGCCUUCAGCGGGGAGCAACUCUGCAACCUGGAGUGCAUCGUCCUGCACAAGCUGGGUUUCAGCCUGGGCGCGCCCACCGUCUCCUUCUUCCUCGAGCAUUUCACCCGGGUGCGGCUGGAGGCUCCGGGCGCCGACUCCGACGAAGCGGCGGACGCGGGGAGCCUGGCGCAGGGCGUAGCGGAAAUCAGCCUGGCCGACUACACCUUCACCAAGUACCCGCCGUCGCUGCUGGCCGCGGCCAGCCUGGGGCUGGCGGACCGGCUGCUCCGGCACCGCAGCCCGCUGGACCUGCGGGUCAGCGGAUACCAGCGGAGGGAGCUGCGGGACUGUAUGGCUGAGCUGCGGCUGCUCGUGUCGCUCAACGCAGCGGCGCUGCCGCUCGUGCUGCCCGCGGAGGUGGUGCGGAAGUGCCUGUGGCUGAGGGACGGCGACUGACGGCGGGGCUGCGGGAGCCCCGCGCUGCGCGUGGCCUCGGGUCGGGAGGUGACCGUGUGUGGCACCGCGGAGAAUAUGCGCGUGGUCGCUCACUGAUCAGAGAUUGUUUUGUGUUUCUGCAUCCAGCGUGUAAAUAAUACACACAUACCCGGGUACCGCGUUAUUUAUUCGGGGGGCUGUCCGUAACGGCACCCGCGAGGGAGGAGAGCCCGAGAGAAGCGAAAUAAACUCUAUUCCUGUA